Messenger RNA from Purpureocillium lilacinum, 1296 nucleotides. Lineage: Eukaryota; Fungi; Ascomycota; Sordariomycetes; Hypocreales; Ophiocordycipitaceae. The record is from RefSeq and is a predicted model, not a curated record.
AUGAUGACGAGCAUAAUAGCCAGGACCGUGGACCAGACGCGAAAGGCGGGCGAGUCGAGCAGCUUCCCCAUUAGCGUCUUCACACACGCAACCCAACCACACGAGACGGGGCGUAUCUACCCAGGGAAAGACAAUGGCCCAUACGGAUACGGCAAACUGCAUGGGCGGCUUGCUGCGGAAGUGGUUCACAAAAGAGCGCCCGAUGCUCACCACGGCAAACGUCCACCAAAACGUCCCUUGCCCCCAGAGCGUCAGACCGACCAGCAUGCUCGCGUAGCCGAGCGGCCGCAUGGCGUCGUCGGUCAGGAGCACCCUCUCCGUCUGUCCCGGCUGGGCGGCCCCCAACUUGCCAUUCAGCGACAGCAGCGCGGCGCCGAGCGCCUGCAGACCGAAGCUUGUCUGCCCCCACGGCCCGCACGAGACCAUCUCGGAAAAGACUUGCGCGCCGACGAGCGGCUCGGCGCCCGUCUCGGUCUCCCACGGCGACAGGACGCGGGCGAUGAAGAGGAUGUCGAGGGCUAUGGCCAGGGGCAGCCCGAGGCCGACCUCGAGGUACGCGACGAUGAUCAUAGGCACCUUUUCGGCCGGUGUGAGGAAGGGCCCGGACGCGGUGGCGGCGCAGAGCGUGCCGGCGCCCGCCGCCGAAGUGAGGGCCGCAAUGAGCGGCAGCUGGGUGCUCGGCGUGAGGCAAUUGAUGAAGCCGCCCUCCGCAUGGAUCGAGUGCACAAAGAUGAGCGGGAUAAACAGGCACGCCGCGACAGCCAGCCCACAGUUCACCCACCACAGCACGUAAACAACCACGGCCCAGGACCGCCCGCCCCACGGCCCGGGUACGACCACCAGGGCCAGCAUCUGCACAAUCGACAUGAAGGCGACGCUGACGCUCGCGAGGCACGCCGCCUCGGAGGUGUCGGACGCGACGGCCCGGAGGGCCGCCCGGGGCGAGGGGCGCGCGGCGGCGAGGCGGCACAGGUACAGGGCGCAGGUGGCGGCGAGGAGCGCAAUGGCCGCGACCCAGAAGAUGACGGAGAUGGUGUCGAGCCCGCGGAAGCGGUAGUCGAGCUGGUGCAGCACGAGGGCGACGCUGCCGGUGCCCUGCGGGAUGAGGAACCACGGCGAGUGGAAGCUGCUCAGGGCGAGGCGCGCGUGCGAGGGCCGGCCGGCGACGCCGCGGGCGUGACGGCCUUCCGGGGAGCCCAUAUCAAGGCCGUUGAAAUGAGCAGAGAAGGCGAGGAUUGGGCAUCACCGGGCGAGACAAUGGUUGAGGGGAUUUGCACGUGUAAGCUGAAGAGAUGA